Molecule: messenger RNA, 2032 nt
Organism: Grus americana (Whooping crane)
Lineage: Eukaryota; Metazoa; Chordata; Aves; Gruiformes; Gruidae
Gene: TMEM278
Product: transmembrane protein 88B
Exons: 2
Coding region: 720-1259 (179 amino acids)
Cellular component (GO): plasma membrane
Molecular function (GO): PDZ domain binding
Source: RefSeq, a predicted model, not a curated record
UGCUGCUUGUAUUUGAGUGCCUGUGACUGCAGGCAGCUGAGAGCACUGAAACCACGCACUGCUCCAGCCUUUGCUUCCAGCGAAGGCGUGGGCAAGGACUCCAGCAAGGCAGAGAGUGGAGAAACAACUGCUGUUUGUUAUCUUCACUGGUCACUUCACUUGGAUGAGAGUUGAGCAGGAAUAUUUACUUGGGUACAGGGUGAAGAGCAUGGAAAGAUGAUUUGAAGCCAAGGAACUGUCUGAAAGUACCUAAGCCUGAUAUUCUUAGCAACCAGCAGUGCUCAAAGGUGGAGGAUGCUAAAGCUAGGCACUCUCUGGAACCGAGCAGCCUAUCAAAGCUAAGACAGCAACUGUUUGGGACCUCUUGGGAUCAUAAUCCUAGGAAGAACAACAACAAAUUCAGCAGUACUAUGGAUUCAAAAGCAAAAGAAUAGCUAUUGCCUGACUUCCAGCAGCUGCAUCGACUUUGAAACUGAGGUUGGGACAUUGCUGGAAAACGUUCUGAAAGGAAGCAACCUGUGCUGGUCAGGUCCUGGGAAAGCAGGUGGCCAAAAGAGGGCUUUCCCUCCUUGCACUGUUAUGAUCGCUGGUUAAGUGUUCUUGUCUGCGUGUGGAAGAGGCAGGAAAAGCCUCUGCAAAUUACUUCCCAGGUCUGUGGCCAAAAGCAAAGGAAACCACUUUGGAUAAGAGUGUGGGCUGAUUAGCAAACUUCUUGAAGAAUGUCUGUCCAGGACACUGAGGACUUCGGAGCAGAAAACCUCUCGGAGAAGUCUCGGAUGAUUCCUAGCCUCCCGCCAUAUGACAUGGAUGACCAGCUCCUUCCCAGGGAGCCACGGAGUGCCUGGUGUUGCUUUGUAUGGAUGCUGGUGGUAGUCACCAUGAACUCCUUGGUCUUUUUCAUUAAUUUUCUCCUGAUGCUUAUUAUCUUCACCAUCGUGCUGCUUCCUACCAUUGUGGUGGUUUACUUUGGCUUCCAAUGCCACUCUCAGGUGCUGCACUCAGCUGCCCGCUACUGCAAAAGCAUCUUGGAUGACAACAGCUCUUCUGCCCUCAUUAUCCUCGGCUUUGUAAUCAUGUCGCCUCUCAUUGUGGUGGCCAUGGCUAUCUACUGCAGCCUGGCAAGGCGUCUCCAUCUCUUCAUGUGCUUCCAGCCGUACAGCAGGGCUGUCUACAAGGGGGUGAAGUGGCGCUGGUAUGAGGAGGGGGGCCUGUGUGGCUGUGCCAAGGGGUGGAACGCUCAAGUCAAAGCCUGGGUAUGAGUUUGCAGCACCAGAGCUCCUGCCCUAGCCAGAACCCUCUUCUCCCUGCCCUGUCCCUCCCCACCAUCACCCCCCACCAUCACCAUCCUGAGGUCUCUGCAGAUGGAGGCUGUGUAGUACCCAGAUGGGAGAGGAAGGGAGCUCCGUUAGAGUCAUCUCCUACAGCUUUGGAGGUGGGUAGGAUUCUGCCCACCACGAGGGAAAAACAGCAAACGCAAGUCCUUGAUGGUAAAGACAAUGUUCAGCCCUGCAAAGGAUGAAGACUCCUCCCAGUGUCUGUUCCAUUCAGAGCACUGUUUCCAGUCCUGACAGCGUGUUCUGCCUCACACGGGGACAUAGAGCACAUCUGUAUCGGAUUAAACAGUGGUGGGAGCGGCUGCUGACUUUGCUACACGCCUCAGAGGUCCCUGGGGGAGAGGCAGCCCUGGGUGAAGUGCUCAGCCGAGAGGAAGCAGCCGUGGCUUUCCCAAGUGUUGGGCUGCUGAUGUUUGUAACCUCUUGGAAAGGUGUCUGUAGGUCACUGCCUCUGUCACGUUUGGGAUGACACUUUCCUACGCAUCAGAUACUCUCCCCCCACUUAGCAAUCCCUCUCUCCCGCAGUCUAUAGCCGCGCUUUUGCCCCUUUUGCUGUUCCUGAGUCAGGUCACGGGUAGGCUGUGGAAACAAAUGCUGAUCUCUGGGUCCGCGUGCUGCUCAUCCCUGCAAGCCGUGUAUUCUGCUGGCUGUUGCUCCCCUGUGUCCCAAAUAUAACCGUUUCAAGCGUUGUGGAUAAA